Messenger RNA from Lymnaea stagnalis (great pond snail), 12917 nucleotides. The record is from the annotation of a GenBank genome assembly. NCBI's taxonomy places the organism in Eukaryota, Metazoa, Mollusca, Gastropoda, Lymnaeidae.
UUUGGAGUGGCAACGGUGGUUGGUACAUCUAAAAAUCUGAAAGAAAAAUGGCUGCCGAAAGACGAGCCAGGAUUUAUUUUGGUUUAGUUGUUUGCUUUUCUUUUAGAGACCUAUCCGUUUGAGUUUAUACCUUAUAACUAUUAUUUUACAAUGGUAAAUAUUGCUCAAUAAAAAUAGUUUCAUAAGAUGUGGUUAAUUGAUUUCACCGUCUCUGUCUUUUGUUUGAUAUAAAAUCUAACUUAAGGCCCUGGCCUUGUUGAGUUUGAGUGCCUUGACUUGACUAGACAAGAUGACCGUUGUCGUUGACACUUUGACUUUAUUAAUAUUUUAUUAUUGUUUCGUCACUACUUUUAAUACUCCUAACGUUCACUACACACUACGCAGUCUUGAACUUGAAACAGACUAGUCCAAGUAAUACUAGCUACUACCGCGCUUCGAGCUUUAGGGGAUGAAGCGUGUUUUUAAAAUUAACUUUAUUAUUAUUAUUACUACUAGUGAUAGCAGUAGUGAAUAGUAGGGUAUGACUUGACUUAUUUGGAUUUGGAUUGUUCAUGAAAAGAAGCAUAAAUUCAUAAAUUAAAAUGAACAAAUUUAUUAAUCAAUUAAUUCAAUCACAAUGAGUAUGACUGGUAUGAAAAUUUAAAAAAAAUUAUGACAAUGUUGAUGCUCUCAAUGCAAGUGCAAUAUUCAUUAAUAAUUAAUAUCAGUCGGAAUUACUUAUGAGUGAUAUUGAAUGAAUGCCAUUCAUUGUUGUAGUGCAACAAGCUGCAACUUUACAACCAGAAAACUCUAAAAGUACAAGUUGUCCACAAUUUUUAAAAAUCUUUUUACAUAAUUCAGGCUCACUCAAGGCACUAUUAUUAUUUGCUAACUUCCACGACCAUACCAUUAUAUAAAAUGAUUAAACUUGAACCGUUGACAGUGACAGAGGCCUAGCCCUGACCUAAGCCCUAUUUAUUUUUUAAUUUAUUAAAUUGAUCACAUAUGAACCAAUUGAUAGCAUCAGCAGCUCAGCCCAUCUCUCAACAUGACAUUUCUGCUACUGGGGGAACCAACAUUUCUAAUGCCUUUUAUACAAAAAAAAGUCUUAUUAUUGACAUUGUUAAGAUCUCUCAAGAAUAGAGAUGACUGGCAGGUAAUAAAAGGGAUCUAUGUGUUUACUGAUAUAUACUUCACUAAUACAUGCUGAUUGGUGUGGGUUUGCUAAUUAAAAAAAAAGUAAAAUCCAUGACUGAAUAUAUAUAUUAUAAUAUAUAUAUAUUAUAAUAGGUCAUUGGCCUAAUCAUUUGUUUUACCAGUUACUCAGCUCAAUAAAGACUCAGUGUGGAAAAGCUGAUUAAUCAGUAAUCCUAUUUGCUUAUUGGUGCAACUCUAAUUUAAAGACACUGUUCAGUUACAGUCCUAAAGACUUAAGAUCACAUUCUUUGCCAUAAGGACUUGACCAAUGUAUGCCCUACAUACUUGACCAAUACAUGCUUAACAGACACUACUUUACUUUUUUUUUCUUUCCUGUAAAAGGAUUUAAAUCAUCCUGUCAGUGAUCAGUCAGAAAGUCAUAUAUCUGAAAAUGAUGAACAAGGUGCAAAUUUGAAUGCAUGUGAUUCAGACAAUGAAAAAGAAGAUUAUCCUAAAGGCCCAGAAUCCCAUGGGAACCAUGAAAUCAUAUCUGACAGUGAUAGCAACAGACAGAACAAUGAUGCGCAGGAUGUGACUGAUCAGGUAUUUCCUUUUAAAGAUUCAGAAUGCAAAUGCUCCUAGGUUUGCUGUAUUUUAAAAUUAGUUUGAAUAUCAAAAAAUAUGCUACACAUUGAAUUAUCUUGCAUCAAUAUUAAAAUAUAAAAAUGUUUCUAUGAAUUAAAAAUUGAAUAUAAUACAGCAAUUAGUGCAACCUUUCCUUUUUCUUUUAUAAGCUUGAAGUCUUUCGCCAACAAUGGCAGGACGAACUGCAGCAACGACCAGGAAGUCGUGGCCAGAGUCCCAAAAAUAAUCACAACAAAACAAAACAAGCCAAUGACAUGGAAAAUGAGGUAAACUCACUGUUUGAAAAUUUGCAUUUCCAGUUCCUUCUUUAAAGAAGCAAAUUACUUUUUUCAGUCCAUGCUUUAAAUCCAUAUACUUUAGUUUACAUAUACAAUUGAAUAUAAAGCUUUCCAACAUUGUUUUAAAACAGGCCAGAGCGUAUUUCUUACAAGGCAUGCAAGCAGAAGAUGAUGGAAUGUUAAAUGAAGGUAUUACUGAAAAAAAAAAGCGUUCAUGAAAUUUAAAUAGUUAUGGUGGAACUUAAUCCUAUUUUGUUUAGUCUUAUUUGUUUCGCUUAAUUUGGACAUGCUUAUCUGAUAUUCUUUAAUAAAUAAACACAUUUAUUUUUACAUAUCACCUGAACAUGCUGCAACUUUAUAAAUAAAAUUUAUUACAGACGCUCUCCACUUGACGAACGAGUUACACUCCAGACUGUUAUAUACCAUGAAUUUUUUAGUAAAAUGUUGUUUGGUUUGCUGUUAACUAUGCACAUCUCCUAAAGCUGUUAGUGAGAUAAGAGCUGUAAAUAAAAUGAAAUAAACAAUUUAAAAAGAACUAAAACAAAUAAAUAAUACAUUUUAAAUACUGUGCAUUUUAAAUAGAAAAUUAUAAUUAAAUGAAGGAUUAAUUUACUGUACAUACCUUGCAUUGUUAUCUUUGAGGUAUGUGUGGAUGGGGUGAAGAGGCUAGCAGAUCUUUACAUGUGAGGGUGGUGUGAGGAGGCUAGUACAUCUUUACAUGUAAGGGUGGUGUGAGGAGGCUAGUACAUCUUUACAUGUGAGGGUGGGGUGAGGAGGCUAGUACAUCUUUACAUGUGAGGAGGCUGGUAGAUCUUUACAUGUAAGGAUGGGGUGAGGAGGCUAGUACAUCUUUACAUGUGAGGGUGAUGUGAGGAGGCUAGUAGAUCUUUACAUGUGCGAAUGUGGUGAGGAGGAGGCAGUUAGUUAGAGUUGCCAGAUUAUUCCCCCUGUAAACAAAUUUUGUGUGGCUCAUUUUCAUUGCUAUUAGAGAGAACCAGAUUAAAAUUGUUACCUAGUUACAUUGCUGCCUGAGCUUCCAUUGAAAGUCACACUUAAAUAAAUAUUUGAAAACAAGCUACUUACUGUAUGUGUUAAAUUUUGUGAAAAUCACAUUAAAAAAUUAUGUUAACAACAAUUUAUCUCUAAACAGCCAUCUACUACUACAGAAAGGCACUACAACUUGUUCCAGAUAUUGAAUCAAAGUUGGGAUCUGUGUUUACAAAGCCAUCAUGGGAACGAGGUUGGUUUAAGUACCCUGAUGACUUAGAUCUGAUGUUGGCAUUAAUUGAUGAGCUGUUGAUGUAUGUUUGGUGAAAUCCACUCAUUAAUAUUGAACAUUUCUGAUCAAGUCCUUGUUAUUGUUGAUAAAACUUUAAUGUUUACUUUACAAUUUAAUGUUUUAAAAAUCCCUAUGUGGCUUCCUUGAUUUUAAUUAAAACACUUAUGAAUUGUAAUGAAAAAAAAAAUUAAAUCCUCAUUAAUAGAUAGCUCUCUGUUUUGCUCUCCUUUUGUCAAAUUUUUACUUUGAAUAGGCCAUUUAUUUUAUUGUGUGUCUCCAGGUAGACAAGACAGCGAGACUUUUGGACCAGAAAAGUAAGAGAGGAAAAUCAUUUGUAGAAGCUGAAAGCAUGAACAAUAAAGAUUGAAGUAGAUAUGAGAUCAAAGUAUAAAAUUUGUCGAUAAUAAUCUAGUCUUUGUACUGGAGUCUGAAUUGACCAAUAGUGCCGCACGUAUAAGAUAAGAUGCUUUUAUCAAUCAAAAUAAAUGGAAAUUUGUUUUGAUUGCAUUGCACAUAUUAUUUUGGAAAGUCCUUUUGCUGUUCCCUGAAAUUGGUCAGCAGCACAGCGUUUGGUGUUAUGUUCUUGAGUGAAUCAUUGUGUGGUCAGAAUAGCUGUUACGUUCUUGAGUGAAUCAUUGUGUGGUCAGUGUUACGUUCUUGAGUGAAUCAUUGUGUGGUCAGAAUAGCUGUUACGUUCUUGAGUGAAUCAUUGUGUGGUCAGAAUAGCUGUUAUGUUCUUGAGUGACUCAUAGUGUGGUCAGAAAAGCUGUAACGUUCUUGAGUGAAUCAUUGUAUGGUCAGAAUAGCUGUUUUGUUCUCGAGUGCAAUUUUAUAAUAAAAGAAGGUCAUUUUUUAAAACAUCUUUUGUAAUAUGAAAAUUUUAGAUGUGGAUGUGACCUAAAUUUAGAACAGCCAGUUGGGGGGGGGGGGGGGGGACCCAAACCCCCCCCCCCUAAAAAAUGAAAAAAACUAACACUUGACUAAAACAAGUUUUUUAAAAAAAUAUUCCCUUCAAAUAAAAAAUGCUUAUUUCUGUUACAGUGAAAUUGAUGAAGAUUUGUUGACUCACUUUGAAAGUCUGAGAUUGAAGGAUGAAGCUCUCUGUCAUCCAGAGUAUGAGCAAAGGGUAAGUUGUGAUGGCAUGUCACCCAAAGUAGGAGCAACAUUUAGUAUAUGACGUUGUGAUGGCAUGUCACAGAAACAUUUACCAAUGUUGUGAUGGCUUUCACAGAAACAUUUACCAAUGUUGGGAUGGCAUGUUACAGAAACAUUUACCCAUGUGAUGGCAUGUCACAGAAACAUGUACUUUAAGACAUUCAUUAACUACCAAUUAAUGGAGCAAAGAAAUACGCUGCACUUCGUCUUAGAACCAUAUUUUUGCUGUUCAGCUUUUAAAGACAAAUGUCUGAAGCAGCUAAAACUGGUUAAACCUUCAUUUCCACUGAACAUUUGAUUAUUUUCUUUUUAAAUGAAAAUUUGUAGCCUGACCUCACCAAGUUGAUGAACUCUAAAUGAGGUGGUAUCAAUUUUGAUUUAUUUAAAAAAGAAUAUUGUCUUUAACGACUGCUAGGUGGCUCACAUUUCCAUGUGUUUACUAAAAGUGGGAGACGUUAAGGGUUUAUGAAUAAAAGAAAUGAUAAAGCAAUAACAUUUAUAGACUUGUUUUACUUGAUAAACAAGAGAUACAACUGAUAGAUCCUGACUUGUUAUUGUAAAAUUUCCUUUUACCUCAGGCUGUUUUUUUCAUUACUUAAUCCUCUUCCAACAGAUGACCCAUAUUUCCAGUUUGCCAGUGGAGCUAAUCAUUUACAUACUGCAGUGGGUGGUUACCAGUGACCUUGACCUCAGGUCACUGGAGAUGUUUUCUGCGGUGAGUUUUGUUAUUUGACUCUCUCAACAUUUUGUUAACGGCUUUGAACCUGUGCGCACUAAGUUAUUUUAUACCUUAAGGUCGUAGUAUCCAAUAAAAAUGGACCCAGGGGUCUAGGAUUUCUUUCUUGAACUGCUAUAUCAUUUUAUGGGCCUGAAAAAUAAAAUGGAUAAUGAACUAAGCUAGUAUCUCUCACAAAAACUGUGAUAACAACUGUAUUGUUAAUGAGAUAAUCACUUUCCUGGAGCACAGGUGUGCCGUGGAUUUUACUUGUGUGCAAGAGACGAGAAGCUUUGGAAAAAGGCCUGUGAUAGGUGAGUAGCUUGAGAGGCAGAUUAGGGAGACGGACUCAGAUAAUAGGGAUAUACAUACAUUCAGAACAGGUCAACUUUGAUAAUGGGGAUAUACAUAUAUUCAGAAUAGGUCAACUUUUAUAAUGGGGAUAUACAUACAUUCAGAAUAGGGCAACUUUGAUAAUGGGGAUAUACAUACAUUCAGAAUAGGUCAACUUUGAUAAUGGGGAUAUACAUAUAUUCAGAAUAGGUCAACUUUUAUAAUGGGGAUAUACAUACAUUCAGAAUAGGUCAACUUUGAUAAUGGGGAUAUACAUAUAUUCAGAAUAGGUCAACUUUGAUACUGGGGAUAUACAUACCUUCAGAAUAGGUCAACUUUGAUAAUGGGGAUAUACAUAUAUUCAGAACAGGUCAACUUAGUUACUGGGGAUAUACAUAUUUUCAGAAUAUGUCAACUUUGAUAAUGGGGAUAUACAUAUAUUCAGAACAGGUCAAAUUAGAUACAGGGGAUAUGCAUAUAUUCAGAAUAUGUCAACUUUGAUAAUGGGGAUAUACAUAUAUUCAGAAUAGGUCAACUUAGAUACUGGGGAUAUACAUAUAUUCAGAAUAGGUCAACUUAGAUACUAGGGAUAUACCGGUACAUAUAUUCAGAACAUGUUAGCUUUGAUAAGGAGAUAUUCAUAUUCAGAACAGUUUAUAAAACAAAUAAUAUAAACCUGAAUAUAUGUUUUUAUUUAUAAUCAAUCGACUUAUUCCUAUUUUGUUCUCACGAUUUUAUUAAAAAUGAAUAUUUAAAAAAAAAUUAUUUUUUUUAUUUCAAGGAAUUUUUUUCAAAGUGUAUUAAAUAAUUUUGUGUUCUAAUUUGUUAAUAUGUUGUUAAUUUAUAUUAACCAGAUUGCUGUUGUUUCACACAAACCUCUAUAUCAUUGUAUCAUUUGCGCUAAUGUAAGAUUAAUUGUCAGAACAAUAUUUCAGGGUUUGGGGAGUAAAUGCUGCAAGCAGCAAAAAGAAAUAUGGUAGUUCAUGGAGAAGAAUGAUGAUAGAGCGUCCUCACCUUCUAUUUGAUGGUAGAUGAUUUUUUUUAAACAUAUGGUAUUUAUUGUCUGUGAUAAGGUAAUGACUGAAAGUGAGCUUGUUGAGCACAUCUCAUCUGGCUUGAAGUGAGCUUGAGCACAUCUCAUCCGGCUUGAAGUGAGCUUGAGCACAUCUCAUCCGGCUUGAAGUGAGCUUGAGCACAUCUCAUCCGGCUUGAAGUGAGCUUGAGCACAUCUCAUCCAGCUUGAAGUGAGCUUGAGCACAUCUCAUCCGGCUUGAAGUGAGCUUGAGCACAUCUCAUCCGGCUUGAAGUGAGCUUGAGCACAUCUCAUCCGGCUUGAAGUGAGCUUGAGCACAUCUCAUCCGGCUUGAAGUGAGCUUGAGCACAUCUCAUCCGGCUUGAAGUGAGCUUGAGCACAUCUCAUCCGGCUUGAAGUGAGCUUGAGCACAUCUCAUCCGGCUUGAAGUGAGCUUGAGCACAUCUCAUCCGGCUUGAAGUGAGCUUGAGCACAUCUCAUCCGGCUUGAAGUGAGCUUGAGCACAUCUCAUCCGGCUUGAAGUGAGCUUGAGCACAUCUCAUCCGGCUUGAAGUGAGCUUGAGCACAUCUCAUCCGGCUUGAAGUGAGCUUGAGCACAUCUCAUCCGGCUUGAAGUGAGCUUGAGCACAUCUCAUCCGGCUUGAAGUGAGCUUGAGCACAUCUCAUCCGGCUUGAAGUGAGCUUGAGCACAUCUCAUCCGGCUUGAAGUGAGCUUGAGCACAUCUCAUCCGGCUUGAAGUGAGCUUGAGCACAUCUCAUCCGGCUUGAAGUGAGCUUGAGCACAUCUCAUCCGGCUUGAAGUGAGCUUGAGCACAUCUCAUCCGGCUUGAAGUGAGCUUGAGCACAUCUCAUCCGGCUUGAAGUGAGCUUGAGCACAUCUCAUCUGGCUUGAAGUGAGCUUGAGUACAUCUCAUCCAGCUUGAAGUGAGCUUGAGCACAUCUCAUCUGGCUUGAAGUGAGCUUGAGUACAUCUCAUCUGGCUUGAAGUGAGCUUGAGUACAUCUCAUCCGGCUUGAAGUGAGCUUGAGUACAUCUCAUCCAGCUUGAAGUGAGCUUGAGUACAUCUCAUCCAGCUUGAAGUGAGCUUGAGCACAUCUCAUCCGGCUUGAAGUGAGCUUGAGCACAUCUCAUCUGGCUUGAAGUGAUCUUGAGCACAUCUCAUCUGGCUUGAAGUGAGCUUGAGCACAUCUCAUCCAGCUUGAAGUGAGCUUGAGCACAUCUCAUCCAGCUUGAAGUGAGCUUGAGCACAUCUCAUCCAGCUUGAAGUGAGCUUGAGCACAUCUCAUCCGGCUUGAAGUGAGCUUGAGCACAUCUCAUCUGGCUUGAAGUGAGCUUGAGCACAUCUCAUCCGGCUUGAAGUGAGCUUGAGCACAUCUCAUCUGGCUUGAAGUGAGCUUGAGCACAUCUCAUCCGGCUUGAAGUGAGCUUGAGCACAUCUCAUCCGGCUUGUGAUGGAAGAUCACACCCAUUUUAGUCAAGUUCCCAUUUGCUGUUAGUUAUUAACAAGCUUCCAUGUGGACACUUUUGGAAAAAUUAAGGCGAAUAUUUUACUUAAACUUAAACAAAUAUCAAAAUUUUACCACUUAUUGCCAUAUUUUUUUUAAAGCAUGAUAGUUUAUUUAGAUGCUAUGCUGAUCCUUAAAUAUUGUUUCAUUACUUUUUUUUAAAAUGCUUUAGUUAAAUUUUUAUGUUAGUUGAUCUUAUUUCUUAAACUUUGUAUAUUAGGAUGUAGUGAUACAGAUAUUUCAAAUUAAGCUGUUGUGUUGAAAAUGUGUGAUCUCUGCCGUUAGGUUGCUACAUCAGCAAGGUGACCUAUAUCAGACAAGGUGAACAGAGCCUGGACAGCUUCUAUCGCCCUUUUCAUCUGGUGGAAUACUUCCGCUACGUUAGAUUUUUUCCAGAUGGUAGGCACUAGAUGCACAUUGUUGAUCUCAAUAAUAAUCAUAUGAAGAUCAUCUUUUGAUGAUUAUAUUAGGAAACUUUUAAAGCACGAAAGUACUCCUAGUUUUGAAGAGUUUCCUUUUACAUAUGAAAUGGACUAUUUGUUUCAGGACAAAUGCAUAUGCUUGUGAGUCCCGAUGAUCCCCUACAAUCAUUGCCUAAACUCAAGUUCCGCAACUCAAAAUCCCCAGGCCUCCUCAAGGGAGUCUACAAACUCACUGACCACAAGGUUUGUUUCAUUAGGAAAAGAUGGGCUCUUUUUUUUAUGCACUGGAAAAAUCCAUUAGAAAGAGCUUUAUUUCAUUUCCAUAUUUUAUCUUGUUGUUUGUCACGAGAAACUUUCAAAACUUUUUUUUUUUUCAAUUGUUUUUUUUGCAAAAGUUUUUUUAAUUGGUUAAAAUUUCCCUAAAUUUUAGGUGGCUUGUGUGUUAAAACGUGUAAAAACUGAGGUCCUCCCCACCAGAUACAAACGUCAUCGCCAAGCAGCAGCUAAUCAAAAUGAAAUGGAUACGACCUACACUGCAGUCAGUACUAUAUUAACUUUUCUUUACGAUAAACCUGAAUUUUAAGAUCACCCACUUGUUAUUAAAUUCCUGUCAAUACUGUAUGUUUAUAGUUUGUUUUUAAAAAAGAAAUCUUAUUUCACUGCUGAUAAGUUUUAUUUCUGUUGUGCUGAAUGUUAAAGCGCUCUAUUUCAAAAGUUAAAGUUCCAACCCAACAAUAAAAUCAUCAGUCCAGCAAAGUUAACGUUUCAAUUGUUCACCUGAUUAAUACAAAACAUGGAUAUUUGUACAUUUUUAAUAGGUUUUUGUUCAAUUUCUUUUUUAAUGAUUUUUAAAAAAAGCUUGUAUCCCAUAAAAGUGGAGAGACCUAAAAAGAAAACAAUACAAAUUAACUUUUAUUUUAUUAAGAAAUUAAUUUGUAAGACUUGAAAUUUUAGCCAAUAUUAAUCGAUUCAGUAAAAUAUCUGGAUGCAUACACAGACACCGCAGCUUUUUAUUUCUAUUAUUUAGUUAGGGGAUAUUUCAGUAACAUUGCAGUGUUGAAGGUAUAGCAACCUCUUGACUUCCUUCUUAAAACAUUUUAUUUUGUCGCCCAGGACUUUGAUGUUACGUCGAGCGGCAAAAGACCCCAUGCCCAGCUCCUUUGGUGCAGUUAUGCCGUCUGCUCAGUUCAAAGGUAAAGAGCUUUAAAUCGCACGUGUUAGUGAUACUUCCAGGAUACACAUAUCGCAACUUUUGUUGUAGGUAACAUAUAAAAAAUAAUCUUAUUGUUGGUUUCCUCAAAGGUAUCUAUAGUGUAACCAGAAUACUCCAUAUCCUGACAAAGUUUUAUCACCUAAAGUGAUUUUUUUUUUAACUUAACCCCCACCCCCCUCACCACAUGAAUUUUUGCACAUCUCAUCGAAGAAUGUCAAUAAUUAUUUUUGUUCCUAAAAGUUUUUUCCCCUAAAGUUUUUUUUUUUUUAACUUAACCCCCCCCCCCCCCCUCACCACAUGAAUUUUUGCACAUCUCAUCGAAGAAUGUCAAUAAUUAUUUUUGUUCCUGUCAUCAUGUAGGACCAGGCACACAAUAGCGGGGAAGAUUUGUCUCAUUCCACAUAAAUCAAACAUUAUUUUUUUGGUUUUAUUUAUUCCAGUUUUCAUGGUUACUUCAGCUUUUCACUCAUGUUACUAUUUUAUGCCUGUUGAUGCUGGGUCUUAUUAUUAUUAUUAGUGGUCUUCUGUUCAAUUAGUUUUCCUUCAGUGUCCACCUGAGUUCUGAUCUGUUUCCCUUGAGUGUCCAUCUCAGUUCUGAUCUGUUUCUCUUGGGUGUCCAUCUCAGUUCUGAUCUGUUUCCCUUGGUUGCCCAUCUGGGAAAGGACAUUUGUGCCUCUAACUAUCAUUUAAUUUAACAACUGAAUAUUUUCCUCUGUGUAUUUAACAAUUAAAUGGCCUUUUCUUAUGCAUUACUUUGUGUUUUCUGCAGGUCAACAGGCGAAGAGGUCAUAAGCAAAUUUGAGUUGAACAAGCAUGCCUUCCCUCCCCUUAUUUUUUCUCGGGUGAAAAGUUACACAGCGGCUUGUGUGGAGCCCCUGGUGUAAAUAUGUUGUUGACAUUGUCAGAAGUGUAAGGAGAGCCUUAUUCUUUUAUCAAAUUAAAUAAUGGGAAUAUUAUUAUUUUUUUGUUUGACAUAAUUCUCCAAAAAUAAUCUUGAGAGCCAUUGUUGAUGCUGGAUCCAAACAUGUUGCUUUGGGCCGUUUUGAUUUUUGUUUGUUUUUGACUUGACACUGGUGUUUUUAGAAAAGCUCAUGGUAGUUAAUCAAAGGGCCAUUUCUAAAUCAACUAUGAUGUCACGAUAACAACUGCCAUCAAUAAUUGCAUGACAUACUCAGAAAUUGUUCUCUAAUGGUCACCUGCAAUAGGUUAACAAUCCAGUGUUAAACCAAAUGAGUAUUUUCAUCUGUAGAAAUAUUUUACUGACGGGGCAAGUUGUUUUAUUUUAUUCAAAUACAUAAUAUUUGAUGACUUUAUGCACAGACCGCUUUACUUGUUUAGGUUGUUUUCAUUUUAAUGAUUUUAUUGUGUUGUUAAAAUUAUUAUUAUUUAUCUAUACUAUAAUCUAUAAUGGCUGAAUUCCAAUGUUUUUUUUCUUUUGUAUAUUAUGAAGGUGUGAAGGAGAUGUAGAGUAUAAAUAUAUAUAUAUAUAUAUAUAUAUAUUUAUAUUUGUACUCUUUGUAGAAAAACCAUUUAAGAACUUUAUUUUUUGGAGUACCUUUUAACAGUAAAAAUUGCAAGACUAUGAUUUUCCCAUGAGACAUAAACUGAUUUGUUUCAAACCAGAAACCAACAUCCUCCAUUUAAAAAAUAGUUUUCUUAUUCCAGAGUUGAACUUUUUAUUUUAAAAAGAAUUAAUUUUCUAAUGUAGCAGAAACUGUGAACACUAGCUUAUUGUUUAAUCCUAUAAUUUUUUUUUGUCUCAUACGUUUGUGAGGGGAUGUUUUCCUUCUUUUUUAAAUGCUUGAAAUAUUCUAAAUCAUAAUCAGAUGUAUAGAUUACAAAGACGGGAAUGUCCAAUUUGAAAUGAACUAACCAUUAGUGAGAUAAGACUUGAUUACAAUUGACGUUAAGAAUCAGAUUGCUUUACAAAAUUUACACAGUUCUAACUCUAACUGGAUAAGAUUGCCGACCAUUGUCGUGCAGUUCAGGGCAAAUAUGUUGUUUUAUUGUAACUUUGGUUAUUUUCAAACCUGGUGGAGUUUUGUUUUUAAAUUCAUUUUGCUUAUUCUUCCCAGUGGAUUUGUUUCUACUUCUUCUUGUUUUGAAGUAUAAUAACUUAUUUAUUAUCUUAUAUUUUAUUAUUAGCCUCAUAUGAGGAUGUGUGGUGUGUAAUGUGCUUGACUAAAGAUUGCACUGUAUCCUAGAUGGAUUGUGUGUGUGUGUAUAUAUCUACCAUUUGGAUUCCUGGAUUAAGUGAGUUUAUAGUAUAGUAAUGCCUGGACAAUAAUAGUGACCGUGUCAAUGACAUUGGCUGCACCAUCAACUAAUGCCUGGACAAUAUAGUGACUGUGUCAAUGACAUUAGCUUCAUCAUCGACCCUAUUGGGACAGAUUAUCAUUUGUUUCCUAAUGAACAUAAGAGAGUCGGUGGUGUCUCCUCCGAAGUUACAAAAUACUUCAGAAUCCUUGAGUCUCAAGUUUUGGAUCAGUUCAGUAUUGAUUAUCUUUUCUCCCAGCAUUUGGACUCUACAGCAUGACUUUAAUGACAGGUGGAGUCACUGGCUGCACACAGUAGCAAGGGAUAGUAUAGUAACUUUAUGAUUCUAUACAGACAGUCCAGCAAUGAUGGUAUAGACCAAUGCUUCCCAAAAUAUUUAUGUCCAUACCCAAAGAAAAAAUCACUUUUAUCUGAUUUUGGGUAAUUGGGAAGUUUUGAUGUGGACACAAUGAAAUCUGUUGAUGUCCAUGCACUCUCAAGAUGUCAUAUUUAUAUUAAGGCCAUGUCUGAAACAUAGAAUAUAUAACAUGGAUCAAGAGUAAUCUGGGAUCAAAUUGUUAGAUCUUUAUCUUGUGUUCCAUAUCAGAGUGAGUUGUGAUGGUAAUUUAUCUCUUGUCACAGUCGAGCUGAAUUGCUAUGUAUAUAAGUACAGGGAACCUUGUCAGACUAAUGAAUGUUGACCGGUUAUUUCUCAGACUUGAUUUAACAUCUGACCGGUUCUUUAAGUCGGUGGUUCACAACUUGUUUUGGGUGCAACGGCACUGAAAAUUAUUAAAUUAUUUUACCAUGUAAAUAAAACAAUGGUUUCAACCCAAAGGGUCACAACCUUAAGGCUGCUCACCGCUGCUGUGGGUCCUGUUUGAAUUAUGACUGAAUCCCUGGCAUAAAUCUUAUCCUGUUUGAAUUGGAGUUCAUUAUUUAAAUGGAAAAUAAAACAUUUUAUUAA